This is a messenger RNA of Vanessa tameamea, 1035 nucleotides long. RefSeq lists its product as uncharacterized. The record is from RefSeq and is a predicted model, not a curated record. Bases 1 to 966 code for a protein of 321 amino acids. Lineage: Eukaryota; Metazoa; Arthropoda; Insecta; Lepidoptera; Nymphalidae. The transcript is spliced from 2 exons.
AUGGAGCUUGUUGAGGCUCAAAAUCCAGCUUUAGAGACGGCAACAGAAGAUGAUGGAUACGAGAAUAUUUUAAGAUUCUGGAAUCGGCAAACCGAGAUUGAAAGUACAACAACAGAAAUUGUGAUAAAUCAAGAAUUCAGAGAAAAUACUACACCACAAGAAGAAAAGAAGAAGGGAAGGAAACGUAAACGAAAUGAACAAAGCUGGAAACAGAACAAAGCUAAAAGUCUAAGAAAUGCUGGAAAACAAUAUAUUAGUAAGAAAAAUAAAACAAGCAAAUCUCGUUCUGUUCAAUCACCCUGUAGUGAUAAAUGUUCUGAAAAAAUAACCGCAGAACAAAGACAAACAAUUUUUGAUGCAUAUUGGAAUCUUGGUCAAGUUGAUGCUCAAAGAUCGUUUAUUAUUUCUUGUAUGACCGAUAUAACCCCAAGAUAUAAAUAUACAAACGCUCGUAAUCCAAGAAAUUGCAAUCAAGCAUUCCAUAACUUAUUUGAAGGACAAUCGGUACGUGUUUGUAAAACUUUUUUUAUUAAAACAUUAGAUAUUUCUGAUCGUGUUAUACGCACAGUCAAAGACAAAAUAGAUAAACAUGGAUUUCUAUCACGAGAUCGGAGAGGACAACACAUCAACCAUAUAAGGAUUGAUGAACAGCUAAUAAAGGAUAUAAAAGAAUUCAUAGACGCUAUACCACGAAUCGAAUCCCAUUAUAUCAGAGAAUAUUCUACUCGUGAGUACAUUGACGGCGGGAAAACAAUUUCAGAUGUUUUCCGGGACUUUGAAGAAGCUCAAAAUAAAAAUAAAAAAGCGGCUGGUAGAUAUUGUACAUUUUACAAAAAAUUUACACAAGAUUAUAAUAUAUUAUUUUUCCGACCUAGAAAAGACCAAUGUGAUCUAUGUUUGCAAUACAAGAACUCGACACCUGAACAAAAGUUAUUACUCCAAGAAUCGUACGAUACCCAUUUAUAAGAAAAAACAUUGUGCCGCCAAGAAAAAUAUGAUGACCGUUCAAAAAUAGACGAAAUAAAUAAGGUUCUU